Molecule: messenger RNA, 624 nt
Organism: Exophiala xenobiotica
Lineage: Eukaryota; Fungi; Ascomycota; Eurotiomycetes; Chaetothyriales; Herpotrichiellaceae
Exons: 2
Coding region: 1-624 (207 amino acids)
Source: RefSeq, a predicted model, not a curated record
AUGCGACAAGUCCCUCUCACGGAAGAAUGGAAAAAGCAAGAUGGACUGGACGUGAAACUACAAAUCAGCUUGGUCUCAAACCCCAAUGAUAAAGAGGCAAUGGCCCAUGAUCUGGACACGCGAGGGCAGAAAGAGGACAUUCGCAAGCUGCAAGCUUACCCUCCAUACGUCGAACUCACUAAACCCUCAGGACUUAUGAUCAAAGGCAGCACCUGCAAGCUCGUCAUGCAAUUGCACGAGGAGGAUCUUUCAGCCUCCAAGAUAUCGCGCAAAGUUGCUCGAAAAACCAAGACGGAUUAUCAUUCCGCAAACGAGGUUGGAGAGCUGAUCCAAACUUGUACCUCCUUGGGGCUCGACGGCUCUUCGCCGCUAGCCACAGAAUACUGGGAGAACGAACCAAUCGAAGGCUGGUGGCUCAAGGAAGAGAGUUACUGUGAAGACUUGAGGCGGCAGCUGCCAGUGUCAGAGGAUAUUUGUGGAUAUGAUUGCAACAAUGGAUGGUGGAAGAACAAACAAAAGCAGGAAUACCGGGAUUGGGACCGCUUUGGCGACAGGUCAAUUGGUCCAGAGAGUCAGAGGCGAAGUUCCACAAGUCCUGGAAGUGUCCGGAAGUCUCAUAAAUGA